This is a messenger RNA of Akanthomyces muscarius, 360 nucleotides long. RefSeq lists its product as uncharacterized. NCBI's taxonomy places the organism in Eukaryota, Fungi, Ascomycota, Sordariomycetes, Hypocreales, Cordycipitaceae. Gene Ontology annotation, biological process: translation. The record is from RefSeq and is a predicted model, not a curated record. Gene Ontology annotation, molecular function: RNA binding; structural constituent of ribosome. Bases 1 to 360 code for a protein of 119 amino acids. The transcript has 3 exons. Gene Ontology annotation, cellular component: mitochondrion; small ribosomal subunit; ribosome.
AUGGUUUUCGUUUUGGGCGUCAAUUUCGCAGAGACCAAGCUGGUCAAGAAGGCACUCGAGUCUUUCUACGGCCUCGGCUCUCAACUUUCAGAACGCAUCAUGGCCAAAUACUCGAUACACAACCUCGCAACCAUGGGCUCAUUGGCGCCCAGAACCAUCACUUCGCUGACGGCCGAGCUGGGCCAAAUGCCCAUCGAGAGCGACGCGAGAAAAUCGCUACAGGAUAACAUCAAGAGAUUGAAGGAUAUGGGCUCAUAUAGAGGCCGUCGACACGCCAUGGGACUACCUGUGCGAGGUCAACGAACGAGAACACAAACCGCAACCGCGAACAAGCUCAACCGCAUCAACCGAAAAGGUUGA